This is a messenger RNA of Plenodomus lingam JN3, 1686 nucleotides long. RefSeq lists its product as uncharacterized. NCBI's taxonomy places the organism in Eukaryota, Fungi, Ascomycota, Dothideomycetes, Pleosporales, Leptosphaeriaceae. The record is from RefSeq and is a predicted model, not a curated record.
AUGCAGUUCCUGUCGGCCUUCUCACUAUUCUCCAUGGCUCUUGCAGCCCCAGCACCACUGGUUCCCCGGGCCAAUCCCACGGUAGUCGCGCCCGCAGCACAAGCUACCAUCGCUGGUGUCAGUGGUGACCGUGUCGAGUCGUUCAAGGCCAUUCCAUUUGCUCAACCUCCCGUGGGUCAACUCCGUCUCAAGCCGCCACAGCCCAUCACAGCUGCUCUUGGAAACGUCGACGGCACCAAGGACGCUCGAGCAUGUCCUCAAUUCUUCUUCAGCGUAGCGGACAGCAACAUCCCGGGAAAUGUGUUGGGAACGCUUCUGAAUACACCCAUCUUCCAGGCCGCCACCAAUGCUGGAGAAGAUUGUCUUACUAUCAAUGUACAGAGACCGACUGGUACCAAGGCAGGAGACAAGUUACCGGUACUCUUCUGGAUCUAUGGAGGAGCCUUUGAAUUGGGAUCAACGUCAAUGUACGACGGCAGUAGCCUGGUGACUGAGUCCGUCGCCCAAGGCAAACCCAUUAUUUUCGUGGCCGUCAACUACCGGGUUGGAGGCUUUGGAUUCAUGCCCGGAAAAGAGAUCCUUGCUGAUGGAUCGGCCAACCUAGGCCUUCUUGAUCAGCGCUUAGGGCUAGAAUGGGUUGCGGACAAUAUCGCAGCUUUUGGAGGAGAUCCCGACAAGGUCACCAUUUGGGGCGAGAGUGCAGGUGCUAUCUCAGUCAUGGAUCAGAUGAUGUUGUAUGACGGAGACAACAACUACAAAGGAAAGCCCCUCUUCCGUGCUGGCAUAAUGAACAGUGGAUCUAUCGUGCCAGCAGAUCCAGUGGAUUGCCCCAAGGGCCAAGCCAUCUACGAUACCGUUGUAAAAGAAGCCGGUUGCGCAGGUUCCUCCGACACACUCUCCUGCCUGCGUGAAGUUCCAUACACCAAGUUUCUCUCAGCGGCAAACUCGGUUCCAGGGGUCCUCUCCUAUUUCACAGUCAAUCUGUCUUACUUGCCCCGACCCGACGGCAAAACGCUAACCGCUUCACCCGAUACGCUUGUAGUGGCAGGCAAAUACGCAAAAGUACCAUUUAUUGUGGGCGAUCAAGAGGACGAGGGCACGCUCUUCGGUCUCUUCACCGCAAAUCUCACUACGAAGGCCGAACUCACCACCUAUCUUUCCGAGAUAUUUUUCAACAGCGCGUCGCCAAGCGACAUUGCUCGACUAGUAGACUCGUACCAAAACACCUUGGAGGACGGAUCGCCCUUCCGUACAGGCUUAUUGAACAACUUGUUCCCACAGUUCAAGCGAUUCUCCGCUAUAAUAGGGGAUCUGACAUUUACACUUAGCCGACGACUCUUCCUUGAGACGGCUGCACAGGCCAAUCCAAACGUACCUAGUUGGUCAUACCUCUCGACAUACAACUUUGGAUUCCCUAUUCUCGGCACGUUCCACGGAUCCGAUCUCUUGCAGGUAUUCUAUGGGGUGUUACCAAACAAUGCUGCCAAGUCAAUAAGGGGGUACUACUACAACUUUGUGUAUGAUUUGAACCCGAAUGUAGGCAAUGACUAUGGAAAUUGGCCGCAAUGGAGUGAGGGUCAACAGUUGAGGGAGUUCAAGGCCAGCAGCAACGACUAUUUGAAUGAUGACUUUAGGAGCGACACCUAUGCGAUUUUGAAACAGAAUAUUGGUUCAUUGAAGGUUUGA